Molecule: messenger RNA, 1841 nt
Organism: Actinia tenebrosa (Australian red waratah sea anemone)
Lineage: Eukaryota; Metazoa; Cnidaria; Anthozoa; Actiniaria; Actiniidae
Product: MICOS complex subunit MIC27
Biological process (GO): cristae formation
Cellular component (GO): MICOS complex
Source: RefSeq, a predicted model, not a curated record
GUCGAGUGGCAGAUCCAAGAUGGCGGCCGCCAGCAGAUUGACGAGUAUUUGGGCUGCUGCAUCAAUCCCUGCAGCUGGGUUUUUUCUUGGAAGAGUUUAUGCAGAUGGAAACAAAGUCCAUCCAAUGGAGCUUGAUAUUUAUGACAAGUCAGUCUUCAAUCAAGAGGUAAUCAUGCAAGAACCCCCWACUGAUAUUGAGAUCAAAGUGUCAACUGGCAGAAAGAAGGUCUUCAGUUACUGGGAUAGUGCCAAGGGACUUGUUGGCAAAGGACAAUCUUUAGCUGAAACAGCCAAUGACAGGACAACUGAAUUUAUGGCAUUACUAUCAACUGACCAGACAUUUCAAAUUAAAGUUGCUGUUAUCAGUAGCGGUGUUCUUAUUGGUGCCAUCCUUGCGGGAAGAGGAAAAAGAAGAAUAAGGAGAACAAUCUAUUCUGUUGGUCUGGGUACAGCUGCUGCUUCUGUUUGCUAUCCUCAGAAAGCAUGGAUUGUUUCCCAGAAGGUCUAUGAGAAAACCAAAGUCUUGCUCAUGGAACUAAAGUCAAUGUACGAUGAGCAGAAGAAAAAACAAAUGGCUGAGGUCAAACAGGAAAAAUUUAAAUCAGAGUUGAUAAAGGAAGAGGAAGUUGUAGCAAAGCCAAUAGAGGUGGUAACUCCUGCUGAUGAAAUGAAAAUUGAUGAACUAAUAAUUGCUACCACAGAGGAGGAGAUGCCUGUGUUGCCCACAAUCAAGGAAGUGGACAUUACGCCUAUAAGCAGUGCUCUUGAGACCAAAGAGUCUGACAAGUCUUAUCUCUCAAAUGUUCCAUUCCUUGGAUGGUUCUUUAAGAGUAAAAAGCCGGUCAUCAUUGAAGCCACGGAGAAUGCAGAAUCAGUUGUUGGUAAUGUGGUGGAAGAAUCUAGAGAGCAAAGCAAGAAGACUGAAGUGGUUGAAGAUCAUGGACAAUCAAACCCAGAAGAUAAAGACAUGUACUCCACUAGAUCUUAGUUCAGGGACAGGAUGAUUUGCAGUAGUUUGUUGGGGUAUUAGUUGAGAUUAAGGUUGUUUGAUAAUGUUAUUGUCAAUGGUGCAUUCUUAAAGCAAAUCCAAACCCAAAAUUUCUUUUCCUGAUUUUAAUUUUGCCCAGGGCUCACCUUAGAAGUGCUUCCUAAAUAUUGUACCACAUAAUGCUUGGCACCCAAAUUGGAGAAGGUACAGUAAAUCCUCUAUUUAGACCCCGGGGCUUAUCUAUUUCAGGCAUGUUUGAGGGAGGGCUUAUUGGAGAGAGGGGGAAGGGGAGGGGGGCUAAAAAGAGAGAGGGGCCUAACAAAUUUCUUCCUUUAAAAAGGGGGGCUUAUUAGAGAGGGGAGGCUUAUUUGAGAGGGGAGGCUAAAUAGAGGAUUUACUGUAUGUAAGCCACAAUACCUUGAGCAAAAAAUGCUACAUGCUUCAUUGGGGGGAGGGGGUGGGGGUCUUUGGAACCUUCGGUGUUAAUCCUAACUUUUCCUCCUUGUUUGUUUCAUGCAUGUACACUUGACUUAGGCCCUAUGUGCCAUUUAGGCAUGAGGAGGAUAGGUACAGACGUACACUUAUCAGGCAGGCUUGAGAAAGCACAAUAUUUUAAGAUAUACAAAAAUCCCCAUAAUUUUUGAGUUUUAGUCGAGUUUUUCUGCCAUAAUUGAAAGAAACUCUAAUGUUUCGGGCAAGAAAAGUAACUUAAGAUAAAAUGAUGAAACUCAUGUUUCUGCUUCAUUUAAUCAAAAAACUAUAACAUGCUUGAUGGAUUUGAUUUUAAAUGUUUGUUGUUCUAAAAUUUAAUGAUCGAGUUUGUUGUCAGGGCAAUAAAUAUUGUGAAUAAGAA